Molecule: messenger RNA, 1219 nt
Organism: Saccostrea cuccullata (small rock oyster)
Lineage: Eukaryota; Metazoa; Mollusca; Bivalvia; Ostreida; Ostreidae
Exons: 4
Coding region: 186-1007 (273 amino acids)
Source: RefSeq, a predicted model, not a curated record
ACACCGUCAUCAACAAUCAAGACAAAGUUUUUUUCAUCGACUGUUUUAUAUGCGACAGGACUGCCAAGAGCAACAAUGAUUGCUACGUCAUAUCCUGUGAAGAGCAACUGAAUGUCACAGGAUUAUGUUCAGAAAUAAAACAAGCAAAAACAACAGUAAUAGGAAGAACAACAAAUGAAACCAACAUGCCUGAAACAGGAACAUGGCAAAUUACUACAGUAGCUGAUAUAUCAUUAGUGAUAACAGGGACACAAGGCAUAACAAAAAAUACAAAAAUCAGUAAAAAAGAAGUACUUCAAAUUGUCAUCUACCUGGUGGAUGCUGUAUUACUAGGAGGGAUCAUCUUCACUCUACGUCUCAUAUAUCUUCGAAAGAAAAAAAUUAAAAAGAAGCAAAAGAUGAAACCAAAUCAAAGCCUUAGAAACGCGGGAUAUUCAGACGUCGAGAUCAGUACCGAUGUAGAUUUACAGGAAGUCACUGGAAUAGUUAAUCAUAAUUACUUUGUCCUUGAACUCCAGGAACAACCCCUUCAAUCAACGGAUACUACAAUUAACAAGGAGACGGAAAGUCCAUAUGUUGACACAAAAGACGGGAUUUAUGAUCAUCUCAGAGAACACAGAGAAAAGAAAGUCAACGAAAAAAAUACCAGUGACGAGGCAAACAAAAGUAUUUCGAUAUCAGAUUACCCAUACACUGAAUGCGUAGAAGUGUAUGAUCAACUCCGAGAUAAAAUUGUAUCAAUGGAAGAUUAUACUGAGGAUAUCCACAAUCAUGUUUUUGCAACAACCAGUACAGCUUCAGUUCAUGCUACUGCAGAUAGAUGUAAUCAAUACAAAAUGCACAGUACCUUUGACAAAGUAUCGAACAUCAGACCUGAUGCUACAUAUAUCAAUCUUCCACACGAGAAUGGAAAUAACAUUUCUGAAAGAUUGGAUGAAGAUCAUCCAUAUUUCAUUCUGACACCACAAACUAAUAUAAUUAUAAAAUAUGUAGAAAAAAAUCAUUAAUUCAUUCUCAAAAAAUCAGAUUUCAAUAAAAGUUCAUUCUAGUAAAAUUAGUGUAUUACCAAUCAAUUAUAAUAUGCUUUUAUUACUUUUUUACCAACCACCUUUUCUUCCAACCACCUCUGUUCUGACUUCUUAUUUCUUUAAUCGGAGUCACGUCAGGGUUUGGAAAGUAUUAACCAUUUGUAUUAUUUAUUAUACAAUUUUCAUUGAUA